Molecule: messenger RNA, 885 nt
Organism: Ostertagia ostertagi
Lineage: Eukaryota; Metazoa; Nematoda; Chromadorea; Rhabditida; Trichostrongylidae
Source: the annotation of a GenBank genome assembly
AUGGAACGUAUUUUUCAGAAUAUGUCCAUGUUCGACCCUAACGCGAAAACUGACCGCCAACCGCCUCCAAUGCCCGACCCGACCGGAGUUGAGUAUCCGAGAGCUGCCAGUUGGGCUUCCGGCUCAUGUGCUGCUGUUCUGAAAGACGAAAAAGGAUGUCAACUAUUUCGCUGUUUUCUCUAUGAAUCGUUGGCCGAGGAAAAUCUGUCGUUUGUCGAAGCCGUCGAUAAACUGAAAAAGAUGAAAAACACCGACGAGAAAAAGCAAUACGCCAAAGAGAUCGUGCAACUGUACUCGCCGUAUAUUAAUCUGAGCAGUGGUGCGAUGAAGAAAAUAAAAGAUGCAGUGGAAUCCGACAACCUCGAUCCGGAGGAAUUCGCACCUGCUGUUAAAGAGGUGAAACGUCUUCUGGAAAACGAUCAGUUUCCUCGCUUUCGUCGAUCCGAGCUUUACCUAAACUUCUUGGAGAAACUUCUCCCGAGAGCGUACGCCGAACGUUGGGCGACUAGUUUCGAGGCUCUUUUAGGAAAUCAUGUUGGACGUCAUCACUUCCGUUUAUUUCUUCGUGGUAUUCAUGCCGAAGAGAAUCUUCGAUUCUGGGAAGCAGUGGUGGAGUUUCGCGGCAUGAAAAACAAGAGUCCUGCUCAGCUCACGGCCGGAAAAAGCUGCCUAAACACAUUUCUUGCCGAAGGAGCAAAUAAUGAGGUAUUCCUACCGUUCGGCGUUAGGCAAGUGAUCGAGAAGAAAAUUCAAGAGAAGGAUGUCGACAUUACACUUUUCGACGAGGCUAUCAAGCAUGUCGAGCAGGUUCUACGCAACGAUCCCUACGUGCGUUUCCUGCAGAGUCCACAGUACCUUGAACUUUUGGGCAAGCUCAAGAACUGA